AUGGACAGAAGACUCAUCAACCUCAACAGACUCAAGUCCAAAAGGAAGACCAUGACAACAUCCAUAAUAGAGCUCUACUAUGUGGAUGACAAUGCUGUUGUUGCUCAAUCUGAAACAGCCCUCCAAACUAUUCUUAAUGUAGUCUCAGAAGGCUAUGACAGUAUUGGCCUAACUCUAAACAUCAAGAAAACAGUUGUCCUCAGUCACGUGACGCGAGCCCGCCUGUGGGGGCAGGAGCUGCUUCGGUUUGCCCGCGGGUAGGAGCUGCCCGAGCGGCCGGCGGGGCUCGGCCCGGCGGUGAUGGCCGCUCCCCGGGGCGGCGCGCUGGUCCCGGGCGAGGCUUCGGAGACAGACUCGGAGGCGGAGCUGGAGCUGGCGGCGCCCCGGGCCGCCCGCAUCAUCGACGCCUCGCACAGCGUGCGCCUGGCCCUCGACGACCUGCGCGCCCUCGCGGCCCGCAUCGACAUCGUCACCGGCUGCAGCCUGCUACCCGACCUGCGCCCCGGCCUGCCGCCCGCCUGACCCCGCAUGUGCCCUGUGGGUUGCUGCGACCUCCAGCGCAGCCUGGGCCCUGUCUCUGGCCUCCACUGGUUCCACCCGCAGGCACGUAGCACCAUUGGCAGAGCAGCAGCCCUACUGAGGCGACCAGAGCCAGGGAGUGAGGCCAGGAGCUUGGGGAUGCGGGUCCCCCUUGUCACCCACCCAGGAUGUUUGCGAGCUGAGAGCAGACCCUCCCCUGGACGUUGCUGGGCUGCAGGGGAGUUGCCGGGAUGCCUGAGCCUGUGCUGAGCUGAUGGAAUAGAAGCAACCAUAGGUGUGACAUGUUUGACACUCCUGAUUUCUGAGGUGCAGCCUCAUCACCCAGCUGUGACCCCCAAGCCCCAGCAUACUGCUUAGCAGGGCUGGAGCAGGACAGGGAGAGUGGACAGUCAGGAGAUGUGCCAAGGUGUGGGGGCUGCUUGUCAUGUGGCCACUGGCUCAUCUCUGUAGCCCAGAGAACUUCAAGCUAUAUCUUGCCAGGCCUGGCUCUAACCCCAUCUGUUCCCUGGGCCCCUGUGAAGUGGACUGCGCCUUGGCAAUGCAGAUAAAUAUCCUGGCAGCUCUGCCUACGUUUCUCUGCUCCCACUUCUCCAUCUGGGAGGCACCCUUCUGGCUCCAUGUUGGAGCAGUUGCAGCAGGAGGUGGGAAAGAGGGGGCCUUGCCACAGCCUGGCCUGGACUGGGUUGCUUAUUGCAGUCUCCUAGGGAAGGGAAAUGCGGAUCAGACAACUUCUUGUGCUGAGGCAGGCAACCUUCACCCCCAGGCCCCCUGCUUUCUGGGCAAGGCCUCAAACAGGCAGGCUGUUCUAUCAAAAGGGAGUGGCACUAGGACCACUUCCCCUCUGAAGGGAGAGUGAGUCAGCUGCCUGGACACAGGAGACUUACAAAUGCGGGAGUCUAGGUAAGGGGCUCAGGUUGAGUCCCACUGCACUUAGGCCAGUUUGAAGGGGGACAUGCAGCCCUGCCUCCAUCUUUGUCACUUCCUUUUGUCUAGCUUGCUAGAAGCUAGGCACUUAAUCCUGACCAGGGUGUCUGCUUUCCUGUGCAGAGUCCAGGGAGUAAGCCCUGCCCUGAGGCACAGGAGCACUU
Molecule: messenger RNA, 1628 nt
Organism: Gavialis gangeticus (Gharial)
Lineage: Eukaryota; Metazoa; Chordata; Crocodylia; Gavialidae
Gene: BLOC1S3
Product: biogenesis of lysosomal organelles complex 1 subunit 3
Source: RefSeq, a predicted model, not a curated record